AUGUUUUCGAUUUCUGAAUCUUUUAAGUUCCUUGAUUCGGAUUUAAUUAACUGGAAGCUAGUUCUUGGGUUGUUGUCAACUGGAAAAUACGUAUUUGAUACUUAUUUGAAGUAUCGCCAAUACGAGGUAUUGCAACAGAAGUCAAUCCCAGCUUCGAUUAAAGCUGAAAUUGACCCUAAUGACUUCGAAAAAUCAACCGAUUAUAAUAUUGCUAAGCUUAAACUAAGCGUCUUCAACAAUACCUAUUACUUGUUUCAAAGAUUAUUUACUAUUAGAACCAAUAUAUUUUACUCCCUUUGGCAGACUACUGGAUUAUUAAUGUCAAGAGCCAUUCCUUUUCUACCCCAAUUCAUGAAAGGCACCAUCACUCAUUCUCUUUUCUUUUAUACAACCAUCCUGCUUAUUUCAGAAAUAAUAGAUUUGCCGUUUUCGUACUACCGAGAAUUUGUUGUGGAAGAGAAAUUUGGUUUUAACAAGCAAACUAUUGGUCUUUGGCUCAGAGAUCACAUUGUUGGGUUUGCCUUGAACACUGUUAUUGUUAAUGGUGUACUUUCAGGAUUGUUGAAAGUCUUUGAAAUAUAUGGAGAGUCAUUCAUCGUCUAUGCAACUGGCUUCUUAUUUGCUGUUUCUUUGGCUUUUUUUUCAUUGAGUCCUUUUAUUGGACGUCUCUUCCAUAAGUACACUCCUUUGCAAGAUGAAAAUUUGAAACAUCAAAUUGAAAACUUAGCAAGCAAGUUAAAUUUCCCGAAGACAAAUAUUUUUGUUAUAGAUGGUUCUUCAAGAUCGUCUCACUCAAAUGCUUAUUUUGUUGGAUUACCAUGGUACAAAGAAAUUGUGAUUUUUGACACUUUGAUAGAAAAACAAACAACUGAAGGAGUUGUAGCAGUUUUGGGUCAUGAGCUAGGGCACUGGAAACUCAAUCAUAUACCAAAAUUGAUGCUAAUUCAAUUAUUGGAUUUCACACAGAUCUUCGGUCUUUUUGGUGUCUUUAUCAACAACAAGUCCUUAUACUCCUCUUUUGGAUUCACUGAAAGCCAACCAGCUAUAGUUGGAUUGGUAUUAUAUUGGAUUAUUAAGGAACCAAUUUCAAGUGCCACGAGAUUUGUUACAAAUAUAUUCUCCCGCAAGUUCGAGUGCCAAGCAGACGAAUUUGCUAAGAAUUUAGGGUACCAGGAUGACUUAUCCAAAUCGCUAUUGAAGUUGCAUAUCAGCAGUCUGUCAGUAACAAGCACCGUUUGGUUGUACUCAGCCUAUUAUAAUGGCCAUCCGUUAUUAUCCGAAAGAUUAAGUGGUUUAGGCUACAUCUCCAAGGAGAAGAUUUCAAGGGAAACCAAAUCUAAGCCAUUAAAGGAAGAUUGA
Molecule: messenger RNA, 1359 nt
Organism: Scheffersomyces stipitis CBS 6054
Lineage: Eukaryota; Fungi; Ascomycota; Pichiomycetes; Serinales; Debaryomycetaceae
Product: M48 family metallopeptidase
Exons: 2
Coding region: 1-1359 (452 amino acids)
Biological process (GO): CAAX-box protein processing
Cellular component (GO): endoplasmic reticulum membrane
Molecular function (GO): metalloendopeptidase activity
Source: RefSeq, a predicted model, not a curated record